Selaginella moellendorffii is the source of this 1068-nucleotide messenger RNA. RefSeq lists its product as uncharacterized. The transcript has 2 exons. Lineage: Eukaryota; Viridiplantae; Streptophyta; Lycopodiopsida; Selaginellales; Selaginellaceae. The coding region runs from base 156 to 641 and encodes 161 amino acids. The record is from RefSeq and is a predicted model, not a curated record.
UCCGGGAGCUGUGCCGAUAAAGCUCGCCAGGGCCAAGCAAAUCCUAGAAGAACGCUCCUACAUUCAAGGCCCCAACAAUCCAUCCUCGCGAGGAAGAAUUCGUUGUCCAAUUCUUCUACUGGAUGCAAUAGUUCGCUUCCAAGAGGUCCGCGAGGAUGAAUUCGGCCUCCAGUUCUACUUCCGCCUCCAUCCCCCAGAUCGACUACUCGGCGCCGGCAGCGCGAUCCUCCAAUGUCGGGGAUCCAAAUGAUCCCCUCUUCGACGACCAUACAUGGCGGCCGUGCCCUUGCAUCCAGCUCGACACCAGGAACCAGAUACGCAUCACGAUCCCGGCAUCGAUCCAGCACAAAGUCCGCGAGCAGCGCGUGGCAAUCUCACUGGUGAUCGUGCCCAGCGUCCGCAACACGCCCGCCAACGUGGAUGUGGAGCCGGAUCAAGACCCUCUCGGUGGGCGUGCUCUUGAUGGACGUGCUCAAGAACAAGGAGGCGCUGGGUUUCUACCCCUACCGGAUCAGAUUCUCGAUCGAGCCACUGCUGGGCGAUCCCAGUGCCGUCGCGAUCACUCUACACGCGCAGGAUCAGUGGAGCUGGGGAGAGGAUCUGGGGAAUGGAAUACGAGGAAUCGACAGAGACGGGGAUGAUCAGCGCUGGCGGGGAGGAGUCUGGGAACACGGCGGUGUUUGAGUGGAGGCUCUUGCGAUAGAGCCACAAUGGGGUGAGGUACAACGCGAACAAGCCACACUCUGGACUGGGCUUAUCUACCAAGUCUCUCAAGGCCCCAUUUCCAGGAGGAAGCACAGGAAUCAACGAUGUCAUGUGGCCUCUACACUCGAGCGUGAGAUCAAAGUUUCCGCUCCAAUUCAAGUUCCAGUUGGAGGUGGGAAUGCAUCUGCUGUGGUUUGUGGGCACGUACCGGCUGCUCCGAGUGGCCAAAUGGACUAGCGAGGCAUUUGAGUUUCAUCACGAGUUUCUAGUCAAUCCACCGUCCUGAAAGUGUUCAUUGGAAACAAAAAAAUCAAGUGGAAUAUAGAAAAUGUCCUAAUUUCUCUAGGACGGGGAUUGCCACUU